Setaria italica (foxtail millet) is the source of this 899-nucleotide messenger RNA. RefSeq lists its product as uncharacterized. The transcript is spliced from 2 exons. Gene Ontology annotation, molecular function: protein binding. The coding region runs from base 63 to 899 and encodes 278 amino acids. Lineage: Eukaryota; Viridiplantae; Streptophyta; Magnoliopsida; Poales; Poaceae. The record is from RefSeq and is a predicted model, not a curated record.
UCUUCCCCCAAUCCGAACCCAAACCCUCGCCUCGGCCGCGCUCUGCCGGCCACGAGCACGCCAUGGCGCGGCCGCCUGAGCUGAUCGACGACAUCUUCGGCGAGAUCCUCCUCCGCCUCCCGCCAGACGACCCGGCGUGCCUCAUCCGCGUCUCGCUCGUCUGCAAGCCCUGGCGCCGGCUCCUCUCCGACCCCGCCUUCCUCCACCGCUACCGCGCGUUCCACGGCGCACCGCCCCUGCUCGGCUUCUUCCGCAACUUCCAAGGCAAACGUUUCGUGGCCACCACCGCUCCCUCCCCCAUCGCCCCGCUGCCGAUGGCGUUCGAAGCCCAUGAAGGAUGGAUGACAAUGGAUUGCCGACAUGGACGCGCGCUGCACGACUGCUUUGGGUCCGGUCUCGUCGUCUGGGACCCAUCACCGGUGACCAGCAUCGAGUGCCCCCUCCCGGAGAACCGGGUUACUACAACGCUGCAGCGGUGCUCUGCGGCGUGGACGGUUGCGACCACCUCGAUUUCCGCGGCGGCCCAUUCCUCCUCGUCCUCCUAUGCACUUAAGACAAGUCUGACAAGUGGGCGAGCAUUUACUCAUCGAAGACUGAGGGCCUAUUUGCCGGAGGGCAUUGUUGUGACGGCGGAGGACAACCGGCUGGGGUUCGCGGGUCUGAGAGAUGACAGCCUGUACCUGUGGUUGUGGCAGGCUGGUGCUGACGGCAGUGUAGGAUGGACGCAAGACAGGCUCAUCAAGGUCAAGAUGCUACUCCCCAUUCUUGAACCAUCGACCUCAUCACUUGAGCUGCCUGGCUUUAUAGAGGGCACAGAUACUAUUAUCAUCAGCGCAAAUGUUGGCGUCUUCGCAAUCAUGCUCAACUCAAGGGAGGUGAGGAAGUUAGGCCAUGUUUAG